Messenger RNA from Micromonas pusilla CCMP1545, 333 nucleotides. RefSeq lists its product as uncharacterized. Gene Ontology annotation, biological process: protein import into mitochondrial matrix. Bases 1 to 333 code for a protein of 110 amino acids. NCBI's taxonomy places the organism in Eukaryota, Viridiplantae, Chlorophyta, Mamiellophyceae, Mamiellales, Mamiellaceae. The transcript has 2 exons. Gene Ontology annotation, cellular component: PAM complex, Tim23 associated import motor. Gene Ontology annotation, molecular function: ATPase activator activity. The record is from RefSeq and is a predicted model, not a curated record.
AUGACGACGCCGAUCGUCGCCGGCUUCUCCAUCGCCGCCGCCGCGCUGACCGCGCGACAGGCGAUCCUCGCGUACGAGGCGUGGAAGCGCGCGCCGCCCGCGAUGCGCGCGUUUUACCAAGGCGGAUUCGAGCCGCAGAUGACGCGACGGGAGGCGGCGCUCAUCCUGGGCGUCAGGCGCAGCGCCGCGAAGGCGAAGGUGCUCGCCGCGCACAGGAAGGUCAUGAUCGCGAAUCAUCCGGACGCGGGGGGGUCGGACUACGUCGCGACGAAGAUCAACGAGGCGAAGGGGUUGCUGUUGGGGGGACGGGGGGGGAGGGACCGGCCGCUGUGA